Molecule: messenger RNA, 942 nt
Organism: Haemonchus placei
Lineage: Eukaryota; Metazoa; Nematoda; Chromadorea; Rhabditida; Trichostrongylidae
Source: the annotation of a GenBank genome assembly
AUGGAUGUUGCAGCGACGUUUGAAAUUCGACUUCUAGCUUCAAUUCUGAUCCUGAUUCCAGCUGUUGUUGGUCUCGGACUGCACUUCCUUCUCGCUUUUACACUCUUCAGAAAUUGGAAAACGUUCCACACCGUCAGUUUCUACGUCAUUACAGUGCAAACCCAGUGGUGCGAUAUUUGUGCCCUUCUACUCGAUCUUUAUGUUGCCUUCCCGCUUACUUUAACUGGUGAUCAGUACAUGGGCGACAGUAUAGCUUUAUACUACGGCCCGUUAUUUUUCGAAGGCAUUGCAUUCAACGGAUUGUUCCUGUUAUCAUUUUUUCUGAGUCUCAACCGAUUUCUAUUAUUUAUUUUUCCACACAUGCACAACAGGCUUUUCACUUAUUGGGGAACGAGGAUAAUGUCGCUCAUUUUAUGGAUUCUUGUAUUUCUUUUUAUUGGAUUCUCAAAUUAUUUUGGUUGUCGCAAGCAGUUUUCCAAAGACGAUUUCUACUUCUGGUACAACUGUAGCAACCAAGUUCCAGGAGAAUUCCACUAUAGUGACUUUAUGCAUAUUGUGUCGAAUGUUGUUCCACUUACAAUGAUCGUCAUGUACGUGAUAGUCUUCCUGAAAAUCAGAAUGUCGCUCAUUGUUUGGAUUAUUGUGUUUCUUUUUAUUGGAUUAUCAAAUUAUUUUGGAUGCCGCAAGCAGUUUGCCAAAGACGAUUUUUACUUCUGGUACAACUGCAGCAAUCGUGUUCCGGGAGAAUUCCAUUACAAUGAUUUCAUGCACAUUGCAUCAAACAUCGUUCCAAUCACAAUGAUCGUCAUGUACGUCAUCAUUUACGUGAAGAUACGACAUGCAAUUCACGAUAGCGAGAUGGCUCGAGUGAAGCAAGAAAUAAAAUUCUUUGUUCAGGUGAUUGAUCAUACUCCUUCGCAAUAUGGACUCCGUACAUGGUAA